Venustampulla echinocandica is the source of this 1914-nucleotide messenger RNA. RefSeq lists its product as uncharacterized. Bases 1 to 1914 code for a protein of 637 amino acids. NCBI's taxonomy places the organism in Eukaryota, Fungi, Ascomycota, Leotiomycetes, Helotiales, Pleuroascaceae. The record is from RefSeq and is a predicted model, not a curated record. The transcript has a single exon.
AUGGACGAGGCCAGUAAGCUGGUAUCCGAGCUGCAGCACAAACUCGCGGAGCUUGAUCAUAAGGUCCUGCAGUAUCGGCGAGACAUGGCGUCCCAGUUUACCAAAUAUGCGGAGGAUCUGCUGCGCGAUGUCCCGACAGAUAUCUCCGAGACAGUUUCGAGAACCAUUGCCGCAUCGAUGAAGGACUAUAAAGACCUCGGCCUAGACCCAGCAGCUCCAGGUUCCGCAGAGUCAUACCGCAUUGCCACAGGCACAGGCACAGGCACCACAGACAACACAGACACCACAGACACCACAGCACCCACCCCCUUUCAGACCCAGAAUGGCCAUGCCGCCCAGAGAUCUCCAGCAACUCCUAACUCCCCAUUCCAGAUAGGCUUUGCGCGUCAGGAUCCUGAGAUGGAGAGUGCGGAUCCUCAUGCGCGGGAGAAAGAGUUCCAAGGGCUGUUUACUCCAAGCUACUUACCGCUACUCGACAGCACAGAUCGAAACGAGCGACGAUCGAGCGGCGACACCGUGGUGGUGUUAGAAGGGGACCAUGGCCAGAGGAACGGUGCAGAUAUUAUCCAGAUCGACGCAGGCACAUCUACUUCGAGAUCGUUAUUGUCUUCCCCCCAGCUGGAUAGACUUCCCCCAAGACGAAGAAAUACAGACGAGCUUUCAAUAGCCUCGGACCUCAGCGAUGGAGUUGCGCGCCGCAGUGCACUUCGACGGUCGUCAUCCUCUUCUGCGAAGCACAGCCCACGCCGAGUUCGUUUCGAGGUUGCUGGUGAGGAGGUUUUGCCAACAUCGUCUCCUAGUCCUUCCGAACCGGUUAUUGUUACAGAUAUACCACUCAUCGCGCAGACGGGAGACGAUUCAGAUGCGGGAGAUUCUGGGGCGGGUGGAGAUGAGGAACCGCCGCCCAGGCGCAUUUCAUCUUCGCAGGCACUGAGGAACUUGUCGAGAAGCCCCUUACUUGAUGAUGGCACGCAGUGGACCACCGUUUCUGCUCCCCCAGAUGGCUCCGCGUCGGUGGCUGUUUCUGACGGAAUAUCUCAGGGAUCAUCCAGUGAAGAUCUUCCAAUUUCGAACGGUCUAUCAUAUUUGAGCAUGGGUGACGAGCCUUACACUCACCUACAGGGCGUAACUCAAGACGACGAAUCCAAUCGGAACCCUCCUACAGAGACCCUAGACUUUAUUUCUAGCGCUAUGAACGGUGAUGAGGAACCUAGAACCAUCGACGAUGAUGUAGAAACGUCAUCUGAUGAUGAUGAUAUACUUGACAUGCCCUUGAGACGAAUGAAGGCUCCGCAUGCAGCUGCCAACAUCAACUCGCCCUCCGAAUCUACAGCCUUCGAAACUAUCCAAUCGCCAACAACAGCAACUACGCACCCAGGCCAAGGCAGUGGUGACGAGCUGCGCUUUACCGAAGACAGUCACGAAAUCUUUCAUUUUGAUGAAAAUAUCGAACAUCAAAUCCAACGCGAGCCCGAGCCUGAGCCCGAAUCAGAGCCCGACGAAUCCGAAAACUCGUCUCGAACCGCUGAACCCCCCGAAAAUGGGCCUCAGCAAACAGUCAGUCUCAGUCAAUAUUCUCAGUCACCCGCACGCAACAUCUUAAGACCCGGCCCUACGCACAACGUCAGCUCAUCUUCCACUGACGUAGUGGGCUCGUACAAAGGCCAUCCAUUCAGCAUGCCAGUCGUCAGCCCUGAGCUCCACGCCCAGGCCGCAUCCCUAGGACACAUGAACAUGUUUGUAGGCAGUGUUGAUGGACGGAGUGGAUUUGACGAGGGUGAUCUCCAGAGUUUUAUGAGCAGUCUAGGGGUUGGAAGUUUAUCCGGAGGGACCCCUAAGAGCAUGAUGCAUCGAAUGAUGCUAGACGACUUUAAGGAAGCCGAAGCCGCUAAGGAUAGAGCGCCGCGAAAGUGA